Molecule: messenger RNA, 450 nt
Organism: Miscanthus lutarioriparius
Lineage: Eukaryota; Viridiplantae; Streptophyta; Magnoliopsida; Poales; Poaceae
Source: the annotation of a GenBank genome assembly
AUGGCUUGUCUCUGUCCCCUUCACCUCCUCCUCCCCCUCCUCCUCCUCACCGCCGCCGCCGCGGCGUCCGCCAGCGGCGCCGACGAGGCGCACGUCUCCGUCGCGGUCGCGGAGAAGGGCCUGGCCUUCGCCAAGGACGUGCUUAUCGGCGAGGCCGUGCGGUCGCUGACCCCGCUGCGCCUCCCUGGGGUGGAGAAGGCCGUCCGCGUGCCCUUCCUCGGCGGCGUCCGCGUCGCCGCCUCCAACAUCACGCUCUUCCACCUAGAUGUCGGGGACAACUCCACUAUCUUCCCCGGGGACUCGGGCCUUCUCGUCGUCGCCUCCGGCAUCACCGCCAACAUCAGUAUGCACUGGAGCUACUGCUACGAUUCGUGGUUGUUUCCCAUAGAGAUCGCCGACAGCGGAACCGCCUCGAUCCUGGUAAUUGGGAGGGGGUGGGGGUAUCCAUAG